Messenger RNA from Lycium ferocissimum, 3256 nucleotides. RefSeq names its product multiple C2 domain and transmembrane region protein 14. The transcript has a single exon. Lineage: Eukaryota; Viridiplantae; Streptophyta; Magnoliopsida; Solanales; Solanaceae. Bases 42 to 3065 code for a protein of 1007 amino acids. The record is from RefSeq and is a predicted model, not a curated record.
AAACUCAUUAUUUUUCACUUUUUUCUUAUUGAUAUCUCAAAAUGGGUGAUCAAAUUAUCACCAGAAAAGUCAUUGUAGAAAUAUGCAAUGCCAAAAAUCUAAUGCCUAAAGAUGGCCAAGGCACUGCAAGUGCCUUCGCCAUCGUAGAUUUUGAUGGCCAACGACGUCGUACCAAGACCAAAUUCCGAGACCUCAACCCUCAAUGGGAUGAGCGUCUCGAGUUUUUGGUCCACGACGUCGAUUCAAUGGCCUUAGAAACACUUGAACUCAACAUUUAUAAUGACAAAAAAACUGGAAAGAGAAGUAAUUUUCUUGGAAAAGUUAAGAUUUCUGGUACUACAUUUGUAGGUGUUGGUUUGGAAAGUCUUGUUUAUUAUCCGUUGGAAAAACGGAGCGUUUUUUCGCAGAUUAAAGGCGAGAUUGGGCUUAAAAUUUGGUAUGUAGACGAAGUUGCUCCUCCUCCUCCUGCUCCCCCAACAGAGGAGAAGAAGGAGGAAACUUCGCCUCCUGUGACGGCGGCUGAAAAUGCUCAGCCGCCGCCACCUGGAGAUGAAAAGCCGCCCGAGGAAACUCAGGCGGCUCCAUCUGAAGAGAAAAAAGAAGAGUCGGAGAAGAAGGAGGAGGAUAAAAAACCUGUCAAUUCUUCCGAAAAGAAGGAAGAAAAGCCUUCAGAGACUGACAAAAAAGACAGCGAAGCAGCAGCAACACAACCACCACCAACACCAGAAAUACUAGAACAUCCUCCUAUAGCACAAAACAAACCACCAAACAAAAAACCAUUAGUAAAUGAAAACACAAGUGAACUCAAAAUCCUUCAUAAAAACCUCUCCAACAACGUUGAUCGUCGAACAGGAGCAUUCGAUCUUGUCGAUCAAAUGCCUUUCCUUUACGUUCGUAUCGUGAAGGCGAAACGAGCUAAUCAAGAACCUGAUUCAUCUGCUUAUGCAAAACUGGUGAUAGGAACUCACAGUAUAAAAACAAAAUCCUUAGCAGAUAAUAGAGAAUGGGAUCAAGUUUUCGCGUUCGAUAAGGACGGAUUAAACUCAACGUCGUUAGAAGUCUCCGUUUGGGUCGAAAAAAAGAGCAACAACGACGAAAAAAACGUCGAAAAUUGCAUCGGAAAUGUGUCGUUUGAUUUGCAGGAAGUGCCAAAAAGAGUGCCCCCAGACAGUCCAUUAGCCCCACAAUGGUACAGUUUAGAAGAUCAAAAUCUACCGGGAAAUGACGUCAUGUUAGCGGUGUGGCUCGGGACUCAGGCGGACGAGGCGUUUAACGAGGCGUGGCAGUCAGAUUCCGGGGGCCUGAUACCGGAAACCCGAGCCAAAGUUUACCUGUCUCCGAAGCUGUGGUAUUUAAGGCUAACGGUUAUCCAAACCCAAGACUUGCAGUUAGGUUCAGGUGGGACCGAGCCUAAGAUCCGGACUCCGGACCUGUAUGUGAAGGCUCAGCUUGGGGCUCAGUUAUUUAAGACGAGCCGAACAACUGUCGGCUCGUCUAGCUCGGCGUCCAAUCCUACGUGGAACGAAGACCUGGUCUUCGUGGCCGCCGAGCCGUUUGAACCGUUUUUGGUUAUCACUGUUGAAGAUGUUACUAACGGUCAAAUGGUGGGGUUUGCUAAGGUGCAAGUCACGUCCAUUGAUAAGCGUACGGAUGAUAAAUCAGAGCCAAGAUCAAGAUGGUUUAAUUUAAUUGGUGAUGAGAAAAAACCAUAUGCUGGUAGAAUACAUGUGAGAGUUUGUUUGGAGGGUGGUUAUCAUGUUCUUGAUGAAGCAGCACAUUUGACAAGUGAUGUUAGAGCCACUGCAAAACAAUUGUCCAAACCACCUAUUGGAUUGCUUGAAGUUGGUAUAAGAGGGGCUAACAAUCUCCUUCCUGUGAAGACGAAAGACGGUACGCGUGGGACCACCGACGCGUACGUGGUGGCGAAGUACGGGCCUAAGUGGGUCCGGACGCGUACCAUUCUUGAUCGGUUUAAUCCGAGGUGGAAUGAGCAGUAUACGUGGGAUGUAUAUGAUCCUUGCACCGUGCUGACGAUAGGGGUGUUUGAUAACGGGAGGUACAAGGACGGUGAUGCGCUUAAGAAGGACGUACGACUCGGGAAGCUGAGGGUACGACUCUCAACGCUCGACACGAAUAAGGUGUACAUGGGUACUUAUUCACUCAUGGUUUUACUUCCUAGUGGUGCAAAGAAAAUGGGUGACAUUGAGAUUGCUUUAAGGUUUACUUGUUCAUCAUGGUUGAGUCUGAUUCAAGCUUAUACUAACCCAAUGUUGCCAAGAAUGCAUUAUGUGCGCCCAUUUGGGCCUGCUCAACAGGACAUAUUAAGGCACACAGCUAUGAGAAUUGUGACAGCAAGGUUGGCUAGAUCAGAACCAGCAUUGGGCCAAGAAGUGGUCCAAUGUAUGUUGGAUUCGGAUACACACAUAUGGAGUAUGCGUCGUAGCAAGGCGAAUUGGUUCAGGGUGGUGGGGUGCUUGUCUAGAGCGGCUACAUUAGCCCGUUGGCUCGACGGAAUUAGGACAUGGGUGCACCCACCAACAACAAUAUUGGUACAUAUACUAUUGAUAGCCAUAGUGUUAUGUCCACACCUAGUGUUACCUACAAUUUGUAUGUAUGCAUUCUUGAUCAUUUCCCUAAGGUUCCGGUAUCGCCAACGUGUGGCAAUCACGAUGGACCCUCGAUUGUCAUACGUGGAUGCAAUAGGCCCCGAUGAGCUCGAUGAGGAGUUCGAUGGGUUCCCGAGCUCGAGGCCUAUGGAACACAUUCGCGUUCGAUAUGACAGGUUGAGGGCAUUAGCAGGGAGAGCACAAACACUAUUAGGUGAUGUUGCAGCACAAGGGGAAAGAUUAGAAGCAUUGUUCAACUGGAGGGAUCCUAGAGCUACUGGUAUAUUUGUGGUGGUGUGUUUAUUUGCUUCAUUGGUGUUUUAUGUGGUUCCAUUUAAGGCAUUUGUGUUAGGGUCAGGGCUGUAUUAUUUACGCCACCCGAGGUUCCGCGACGACAUGCCAUCUGUCCCCGUCAACUUUUUCAGGCGACUGCCACCACUUUCCGAUCAAAUUCUUUAAAGAUUAUUGGUCUUUUUUGUUUUUGUUUUAGCUUAGACUUGUUUUCAUGGUUGCUCUGUUUUUUCUUGUAAAACAUAGCAUAACUGAUUACUAGUGGAGUAUUAUUUUAUUAAUUCAUUAUUUUUGUUUUCUCAACAAUGUGUAUUGUGAAAAGUUGCAAAGUGAAAUGACCGUUGGUGUAUUGGUACAAA